Molecule: messenger RNA, 360 nt
Organism: Arabis nemorensis
Lineage: Eukaryota; Viridiplantae; Streptophyta; Magnoliopsida; Brassicales; Brassicaceae
Source: the annotation of a GenBank genome assembly
AUGAAACACCAUCUUCCUACAACCAGAGUUCCAAACGGGUGUAUAUAUGGAAACAUGCGUACUUCAUCUUCAGCACGUAAACGAGGAGCCGCGAAAGUUUCAUAUGACUUCGUGACGAACGAAGCUUACAUGAAACGAACCGAAAUCUAUGAACGAGCACAAGAUAACAAGUUAGAACGUGCAAUUGACUCAUUACUCACACUCCCUGGUCUUCAGUAUGACUCCCCUUUGUACUGGGGAGCAGUGACUGUGCUUCAAAGCAACGAAACGCAUGCACGUGUUAAUUUCACACAACCCGACGAUAAUGCUAGAAUUACAUAUCUUGAGCGGAUGACAGGAAUCAAUCGAGCAGCUGAAUAA